Dipodomys ordii (Ord's kangaroo rat) is the source of this 553-nucleotide messenger RNA. It is a transcript of the gene Snrpe, whose product is annotated as small nuclear ribonucleoprotein polypeptide E. The transcript is spliced from 5 exons. The coding region runs from base 66 to 344 and encodes 92 amino acids. Gene Ontology annotation, molecular function: RNA binding. Gene Ontology annotation, cellular component: precatalytic spliceosome; U4/U6 x U5 tri-snRNP complex; U2 snRNP. Gene Ontology annotation, biological process: mRNA splicing, via spliceosome; spliceosomal snRNP assembly. The record is from RefSeq and is a predicted model, not a curated record. NCBI's taxonomy places the organism in Eukaryota, Metazoa, Chordata, Mammalia, Rodentia, Heteromyidae.
CUCAGUUCCGGAAGUUGCCUCGUAGGGUGGCGUGCUGGUCCGUGUGGCCUUUGUAAGAUUCCACCAUGGCGUACCGUGGCCAGGGCCAAAAGGUGCAGAAGGUGAUGGUGCAGCCCAUCAAUCUUAUCUUCAGAUAUUUACAAAAUAGAUCUCGGAUUCAGGUGUGGCUCUAUGAGCAAGUGAAUAUGCGGAUAGAGGGCUGCAUCAUUGGUUUUGAUGAAUACAUGAACCUUGUGUUAGAUGAUGCAGAAGAAAUUCAUUCUAAAACAAAGACAAGAAAACAACUGGGUCGGAUCAUGUUAAAAGGAGAUAAUAUUACUCUACUACAAAGUGUCUCCAACUAGAAAUGAUCAAUGAAGUGAGAAGUUAUUAAGAAUCUUAUACAGUGUUUUUUUGUUUUGUUUUUUGUUUUUUUUUAGUGUUCUUUGCUGGGAAUCUAAGAAAACAUCUGUUCAUAUUGUUUGAUGAGCCCCGUUGUUAGUGUGCACAGUUCUGAUGACCUUGUGUUAUCAUCAGGUGACAAUAAAUGCCUUGGGAUUGUUUUUAUUAAGUU